AUGAGUGAUAUCAAUACCGAAAGCAAUAAGAUCCAAGGCUUAAAUGGCACCGCAGACGUCUCGGCGGUCGACGUGGAAGCACACAAUGCCACAACGCAGGAGGUUCAGCGGGACGCCGAGACAGGAAUUUCUGUACUCGUUGUCGGCGCUGGGCUCGGUGGUAUUAUGUCCGCUCUAGAAUGUUAUCGGAAAGGCCACGCCGUCAAAGUCAUUGAGAGGAGCGAAGCACCAGUGUAUACCGGAGACAAUCUUACCAUUCAACCCUCAGCUCUUUUGGGAUUCCGCCACUGGCCACGGCUUUGCGCUCAAGUCGAAGCAGAGCAGUAUGACUGCCACAUAUCUUAUUACCGUCAUACAGGCGAGCACGUCUACGGUCCAGUGCCGCCCGUCUUCAACGAUCCCGAGAAUCUCGUUGGCCGCAAAGGACCUCAUGUUGGUUUCAUGCAGAGUCGAGUGAAAUUCUACCGUGCUCUUGUAGAGCAGGCAGAGCGAUGUGGUAUUGAAAUUGAAUGGGGUGUGAAAGUUGUGGAGUUCUACGAGACCCCGGCUAGCGACUCGAGUGACAACACAGCAAACGGGCACGGCGGAGUUGUAUGCGAGGAUGGGAGAAAAUUUGAGGCGGAUGUGGUGAUUGCUGCCGAUGGAACGAAGACUAGAGCAAACGCCUUGAUUCACGGCCAUGAUCUCCCUGCUAAGCCGAGCGGAUCCGCGGUCUAUCGAAUUGCAUUUCCCACUGAAGUGGCCUUCAAGGAUCCAGUUGUGAUGAAGCAAUGGGGACAUCAACUACAGGAGAAGCACCCAUCAUGGGAGUUCUGGCUUGKUCCUGGUAUACAUGUGGUCAUUGCUAUUAUGAAAGAUAUCAUCUGUAUAGGGCUGACUCACAAGGACGACGGCUCUUCCUCAGAGUCAUGGAAUCCACAUGUUGAACCAGACGAGUUGGCUCGUGUAAUGGAACGGGAGGCGCCAGGAUGGCACCCCGCGGUGUUUGCCAUCAUGCGUACAGUACCAACGGGUACUAUUAUCCACUGGAAACUGAUGUGGCGAGACCUAUUCGAAUCCUGGGUAUCCCCUGGCGGCCAUGUAGUCCAAGUCGGUGACAGCGCACACACCUUUCUCCCACAAUCCGGCAAUGGAGCAUCCCAGGCAAUCGAAGAUGCGAUCACAAUGGCGACUUGUCUUCAGCUGGGCGGUAGAGCCAAUAUUCCCAACUCCACGAAAGCGUACAACAAGCUACGAUACCAACGAGUAUCAUGCGCUCAAAAGAUGGCAUUUGUGAAUUCUCAAAUCAAACAUGCUACGAAUUGGGACGCAAUUGCCAAGAAUCCCAAAUCCAUACGGACGAGGUUUCCAAAGUGGAUCUGGUCGCAUGAUCCCGAGGCCUACGCUCAUGAGAAGUUCGAGGAGGUUUUGCGACAUGUGGAAAGUGGUGGGAAGACUAAAUUUGAGAAUACCAAUUUUCCUCCGGGUCAUGUGUUUCGUCCGUGGACUAUUGAGGAGGUCCAGAGGGAUAUCGCGGCUGGCAUGUCUAUUGAAGAGGCGUUGGAUGGGGAUUGGUCUUGA
Molecule: messenger RNA, 1560 nt
Organism: Ramularia collo-cygni
Lineage: Eukaryota; Fungi; Ascomycota; Dothideomycetes; Mycosphaerellales; Mycosphaerellaceae
Product: related to maackiain detoxification protein 1
Exons: 4
Coding region: 1-1560 (519 amino acids)
Biological process (GO): secondary metabolite biosynthetic process
Molecular function (GO): monooxygenase activity; FAD binding
Source: RefSeq, a predicted model, not a curated record